AUGUCGGAAGAAAUAGCAUCGGAAGUCCCAGCUACUGAAAAAGUUGAAUCUGUCACAGAUUUCGAUCAGGCAACGACAGAUAGCAGUCGUCAAUGUGGUCGGCUGAAACAUGCAGCAGCGUUUUCAUUGUUUCGUGAUUUGCACAUAAAUGAGUCAUUGCAUAGAAAACAUGCGAGAAGUGAUUAUAAAGUUUAUGAUUUGAAUAACAGAGUGAUUUUCUAUGUGGUAAACACAAGUGCGAUGCCAAUCACAAAAGAUGGUCCGUUUUGUCUGAAAGUGAUGAACAAGGAUAAAAAGGUAUUAGCAGUUGCCAAAUUCAUUCGAAAUGAGCCCAAACAAUCCUAUAAGCAAACGGGACUGGCUUCUUUAUUUGGAUGUUGUUCUGAUAUCGAAGACAAAAUGGAAGUCCUUGAUGAGAAUGGAAUGGUCAUCGCAAAAUCAUUCCUCCAUCAUGAUCAAUUUCGAGGAAUUGAGAUUGCUAUCAAGGAUCUAUCUGGUCAAGUGUUGAUAAGAAUUCGUGGGUCUAGAGAUCAAAAAGAUGCCUUCUCCGUCGUUGGACCAGAUAAUCGUUUUCUUGGAGAAAUCAGACAGAAGAUUAUUUCAUCUGGAAACUCCACGGAUAAUUACAAAGGAGUUGCUUGUUGGUUUUCUCCCGAAACUGAGUUGAACAUCAAAGUGUUUUUCAUGGCCGCAGCAUUUUUGAUCGUACGUUUGAAUGGGAAUUCUGAAACAGAAAUCGACUAUUUUUCUGAAGUCACCAGUCGCCAAGCUCCAUUUCAUACACCUGAAGCGGAUUAUCUCAACCCAAUAAUCAAAACCCCACCAUACCAUGAUCGGGUUCCAAAAAUCAGAAAAGUUGCGGCAAAAACGAAAAAGAAAAAAGGGAAAGUAUCGAAAUCUUCGAAAGAAUCAAGCCGCCAAUCAGAAACCAAAAGGGAAACUUUAAUGAUGCCAGAAAUUCAUCAUACAAGACACUUUGAUCCAAUUGGAGGAGAAGAGCAAGGUUUUGCGAAAAAAGAAAAAGCAGAAGAUUUCAAACCAACGGAACCAGCAGCAAAAGAAGAAGUGGAUGUGAAUGGAAUGACUAGAGAUCAAUUCAAGAAAGCAGCUGUAAAAGUGGUAGAAUAUCUCAUGAAACAAGAUGAGAACAUUCGAACAGCUCGUUGUUCUCCUGCACUGAAACCAGGAUAUCUAAAGGCUCUUCUACCUACAAAAGCACCUACAAAAGCUGAAGACAUUGAUGAUAUCCUCGAAGAUUAUCACAAAUUGAUCGUUCCGGGUCUAUCGCAUUCAAGUCAUCCCAAUUUCCAUUCGUUUUAUCCAGCUGGAAAUCCGUUUCAUUGUCUUCUUGCUGAUCUUCUUGGUGGUCAUAUCGGUGAUGCUGGCUUCUAUUGGACGUCGAAUCCAGCACUAACUGAACUGGAAGUGAUCAUGAUGGAUUGGUUGGGUGAAAUGAUGGCUCUUCCAAAAGAGUUUUUAUUGUUUCCGGAAGGUAGUCGCGGCGGAGGCUGUAUGCAGAGAUCUGACACCGAGUCAAACUUUCUCGUGCUAAUUGCUGCAAGAACUGAAAUGAUCCAACGAAUGAAACAACGGGACAGACGUCUGAGAUCAUCUGAUAUUCUGGCUCGUCUUGUUGCCUACACUUCUUCUGAUGCCCGUCGUUCCAUAAAAAAGGCUGCAGAAGUAGCAAUGGUGAAGAUGCGAGUUCUUCCUACUGACGAGAACUUUAUCCUUCGAGGAGAUACGCUUCACGCAGCUAUGGUAGCUGAUAUCGAGAAAGGGCUUAUCCCAUUCUUCGUCGGUGCCAAUUUCGGAACAUCAGGUCCUUGCUCUUUUGACCAUCUUCAUGAAUUAGGUCCGGUGUGCAGAGAUCAUGGAACAUGGUUGCAUGUGGAUGCUGCGUAUGCGGGUACUGCACUAAUAUGUCCAGAAACACGUGGAUUAAUGAGAGGAAUCGACUGGGCUGAUUCGUUCUGCACCACUCCGAGCAAACUGAUACUAGCAGUUUGUGAUGUCUGCUGUCUCUGGGUGAGAGAUCGUCAUAAACUACAACUCGCAUCACUGGAAAAUCAUCCAGAUCUACCAUUCAAAGGCCUUCCAACCAGUCAGAGAGUUGGAGCUCUCAAAAUUUGGUUCAUGAUUCGUUCAUUCGGAGUCGAAAAUCUUCAAAAUCAGAUUAGGGAGCAUAUCAAGUUAGGGCAAUUGAUGACCAAGAUGCUCCAAAAAGACUCAAAAUUUGAAGUGUGCAAUAAGGUUGUGAUGGGAUUAAUUUGCUUCCGUGUCAAGGCCAACGAUAUGUUCAAUAAGGCUUUUUUGUACAGAUGCAAUGAGACUGGAAAAAUCAGUUUGGCAUCGUGCAUCUUGCAAAACAAAUUUGUGAUCAGAAUGUGUAUAAACUCGCCAAGAUGUUCAGAAGAGGAUCUGGAUGCUACAUACAAACUGAUAUGCAACGAAUACGAUAUCUUACAGCCAUUCCAAAAUCGUAUUGAAGUAAUGAAUGAGGCAGAACUAGAAGAGUUCAUCCGUGCACCAGCCAAAGUUCAUUCAUCUGCCGAAGUCUCUCGUCGUUUUCCUGUUCUCAAUCCAUUAGAACCAUAUAGAAGUCUUUCUCAGAUAACAUCUCGGAUUCAAAGUUCUGAAUGCCUCGGUACAUUAUUUUUUCAAUCUCAUCACUUUCAUUGUUUUUUUCCAGAUGCACCUGUUAAAACUCCAAAAUCACCUCAACCAACAGCCUCAUCCCCUUCUAACGGUCCACCAACUCGUACUCCAGCUCCAGAUAAUUCUGAGAAAUCUGAUCAGUGA
Messenger RNA from Caenorhabditis briggsae, 2802 nucleotides. It is a transcript of the gene Cbr-hdl-1, whose product is annotated as Protein CBR-HDL-1. The record is from RefSeq and is a predicted model, not a curated record. Gene Ontology annotation, biological process: amino acid metabolic process. Bases 1 to 2802 code for a protein of 933 amino acids. Gene Ontology annotation, molecular function: carboxy-lyase activity; pyridoxal phosphate binding. Lineage: Eukaryota; Metazoa; Nematoda; Chromadorea; Rhabditida; Rhabditidae. The transcript is spliced from 14 exons.